ACUAUUUUGGUAAAACCCAAAACCCUACAUGGUGGUUAGUUUGCCCAUUUCAUUAUCUGCUGCUUCUCCCCUCUUCUUUUUUGGCACAAAAUUACAGACAAAGCAUGCAGAUUACAGAGCUCACUCUUCCAACUCCAUUUUUCUGCAACUCCGGCACCGCCGCUCACGCUCCGACAUCGCCGGCGGCAGUCCCACUCUGCUAGCUUGUACAACUCCCACCCAUUUUUCUACUUUUGGUUUCUGCACUUCAGCUGCUUCUAGAAAAUGGUGGCGAAAUUUCUAUGAUUUUCUGCGAUUUUGAGAAGUUGGAGAGGAAGGGAAAGAUGAUGGAGAAGAUCAAGAAGAAAACGCAAUUGCAGGUGGAAGCCCUCGAGAGCUUCUACUCUGAGGAGAAGUAUCCAUCACGAACGACAAUGGAAUGCCAUGCUGCUGCGUUCGGAUUGACUUACAAGCAGGUUCGGGGUUGGUUUGUGGAGAAGAGGCGGAGAGAGAAGCGAGGAAAUAGAACCAGUGAGUUGGGAGCGGGUGCUACAAGGAUAGAUAAACACGGCCCCUCAAGAACAAAAGCUCCUCCAUCGUCGAGAUACAUGAAAACAAGUUUGCUUACUAAGAAGGAAAGAACGAAAUGGAAUCAUAUUCAGGAAUUGUUAACUCCAGACUACAUUCUAAAGAAGGUGUUCCGUAAGGAUGGUCCUCCGCUUGGUGUGGAAUUUGACUCUCUUCCCUCUGGGGCACUUUGCCAUUCUCCACAUUCCCCAAAUUUUCUUUCCCCUUGCAAAGAGAACGACAGAGCAACUAAAAGGAGAAAGGUUAUCAAGCAUGCUGUAAUUAAUCAUCACGAUUGCAACACGAGUGCUCUGGUUAAAAAACAUGGUGUUGGGAAAGGUUUUAUGAUGAAUCAUCAGGAUUGCAACAAGAGUGCUCCAGUACAAAAACAUGGUGUUGGGAAAGGUUUGAUAACGAAUCAUCAGGAUUGCAACAAGCGUGCUCCAGUACAAAAACAUGGUGUUGGGAAAGGUUUGAUGACGGUUUGGCAGGCAACCAAUCCUAAUGCUAGGGAUUUUCCUAUUGAAAUGGGUUUGGCCAAUGGUGAAGUUGCCAGUGUGUCACUAAUUCGAACAUCUGUAUUGCAAAAACCAGUAACUCAGAACAGAAGAUUGCAACCAAAAAAAUGUGGUCCUAAACAGGGAUGGGUACGAAAUAAGUUACAAGAAAAGAGGAAGCGUUUAGCCAAAAGAAGAGAGAUGGAAGCUAACAAUGAGAACCAGAAGUUUCCAGGCAAAGAAAAAUGUGAACUUGCUUUGGAAGGAACAGGUUCCCAAGAACAUUCGGAUAAGAUUGCAAUGCUUGUGGAUGAUGAGGAGCUGGAGCAAAGGGAAUUACAAGCAAGACCAAAUUCACUGGGGUGCUCAGAUCAUUUUACUAAUGGAGAUCAUGCAUGCUUACUUUGCAAAGAUUUGCUGGCCAAGUUUCCUCCAAAUUCUGUUAAGAUGAAGCUACCAUUUGAUAUGCAACCUUGGGAUUCUUCUCCAGAGAUUGUCAAGAAACUGUUCAAGGUUUUCCAUUUCCUUUAUACGUAUGCCAUUAUGGUAGAUAUAAACUCCUUCACUAUUGACGAGUUUGCUCAAGCAUUUCAUGACAAGGAUUCCAUGCUACUUGGGAAAAUUCACGUGGCCCUUCUGAAGCUUCUUCUAACUAAUGUUGAAGCAGAGCUUUCCUGUGGAUCCAUACCUCAUUUGAGCAAAUCAUGCAAUUUUCUUGCAUUUAUUCACUCGGUUGAAAACCACGAAUCCACUCUGCAAUUCUGGAAGAGAUCUCUAAACCCUUUAACAUGGACAGAAAUACUGCGCCAAGUACUAGUUGCAGCUGGUUUUGGUUCAAAGCAAGGUGCAAUGCGAAGGGACACCCUUAGCAAGGAAAUGAGCCUUAUGGUGAAGUAUGGUUUACGUCCUGGUACUUUGAAGGGCGAAUUGUUUAGAGUUCUGCUAGAGCAAGGAAUUCAUGGGUUGAAAGUUUCUGAGUUGGCAAAGUCAUUACAGAUUUCUGAAUUGAACCUUUCCAGCGAAAUAGAGGAACUAGAGUCUUUAAUUUGUUCAACUCUUUCAAGUGAUAUUACAUUAUUUGAGAAAAUUUCCUCAUCCACAUAUCGUGUCCGUAUUAAUUCUUCGGGAAAGGAAGUUGAGGAAUCCCAAUCAGAUACCGAAGACUCUGGAGCAGUUGAUGACGAGUUUUGUGACAGUGGUACAUGUAGCAGUGAUGAUGAUUCUGGCUGGAAUUCAAGAAAUUCCAGAAUUAGGAAACUGACUUAUACGAACAAUGGUAGAAAUAAAGAUAGCAUGCUGACAGUACACACUGAAAUCGAUGAGAGUCAUCCAGGUGAAGUAUGGUUGUUAGGACUGAUGGAAGGCGAAUAUUCAGAUUUAAGCAUUGAAGAAAAGGUGAAUGCAAUUGUAGCUCUAAUUGAUCUUCUUAGUGCAGGAUCCAGUUUCAGGAUGGAGGAUCCUACAAAUGCUGUUGCUGAAUGCAUUCCUAGCAGCCUUCAUUCUGGUUCAGGAGGAAAAAUUAAGAGGUUAUCCGCUAACCAACAUAGUGAUCCAAGGACAACCUGGGUCCAUGCAGGACAGAUGAGUCAUGCAACAGAAGAUAAUACAUUAAAUUUUCACCCAAUAGAUUCUUCAGCAACAAUCUCAAAGUUUUCUGAAGAGAGAUCCUCCACAGAAGGAAAAAAUGGAAAAGAAAAAGAAGUGCAGUUUGACUUACACCCAAUGCAAUCUGUGUUUUUGGGUUCUGAUCGUAGAUACAAUAGAUACUGGCUUUUCUUGGGCCCUUGUAAUGCGUAUGACCGAGGCCAUGGAAGGGUUUACUUUGAAUCUUCAGAAGAUGGUCACUGGCAGGUUAUUGAUACUGAAGAGGCUUUGUGUGCCUUGUUGUCAGUUUUGGAUGACAGGGGUAAACGAGAGGCUGUUCUUAUCGAAUCUGUGGAGAAACGAAUAUCGUUUCUCUGCCAGGCAAUGUCAAGUAGAAUGGUAACUAGUGGUAGAAUUGACAACUUGGCGCAGUCUGAUCAACCUGUGCUGGAUAACGUUAGAGAAGAUACUUAUUCACCUGUAUCUGAGGUAGACAACUUAUCUGGAACUGCAAAUGAUUCUCCAUCUUCAUCUGGAGCUGUGGUUCUUGAAGUUAGGAAAAAGGGAGAAGAACUGAAACAGAAAUGGAAACGGAUCCAAGCAUUUGAUUCAUGGUUAUGGAAUUUCUUUUACCUGGAACUUAAUGCUGUUAAACUUGGUAAACGAUCCUAUUUUGAUACACUUCAUAGAUGUGAAAGUUGUCAUGAUUUGUAUUGGAGAGAUGAAAAGCACUGCAGAAUUUGCCAUACAACAUUUGAGCUUCAUUUUGAUAUGGAAGAACGGUAUGCCAUACAUGUAGCCACAUGUAAGGAGAAAGAAGCAAGUGAUACUUUUCCUGAGCAUAAGGUCCUCUCAUCACAGAUUCAAUCACUAAAAGCUGCAGUGCAUGCAAUUGAGUCAGGCAUGCCUGAAGAUGCUUUGCUGGGUGCUUGGAAAAAAUCUGCUCAUAAGUUAUGGGUGAAACGGCUCAGACGUACCUCAUCUUUGUCUGAGCUCUUGCAGGUUCUUGCAGACUUUGUGGGUGCCAUCAAUGAGGACCGCCUGUAUGAAUGCAAUAUUGUGCAAGGUUCUUGUAAUUUUGCUGAAGAACUCAUUGCGUCCUUUGCAUGUAUGCCGCACACAUCAUCUGCAGUUGCACUUUGGUUGGUAAAAUUAGAUGCCUUAAUUUCUCCGUUCUUGGAAAGAGCCCAUUCUGAGAAAAGGAAAGAAAUUAGUAUCAGAGGGAAGCAUGCUCCAAAGCAAUAGCCCCGCCUUUUUUCAGGAGAUUAUGCAAAUGCAAAUUCAACCCCGCAUUUUUUGACAGAUUGAGGAGCAUUUAUGUAUCCACUGUACUUGCUCUAGGACAACCACUGCCAGAUUGGUAACAUUGUUGCAGGCUACCAAUCAUGGUACUUCCUAUGAAGCCUGGCUUUUAAGUUCUCUUUUGUUGCCAUGCACGGCUAUAUCGAGUCAUUAGAUGUUCAGCAUUACGGAAACUUGCACAUUGAAUCCAUCCAAGUUUAUAUCACGGAACCUUCCUCCGGAAUAUUGCCGCUGUCUUUGUGGAAGAUUCAGAUUUUGUCCAUGCGUGCUUGUUCCUAGUUUAUGAAAAGAGGAAUAAAAUAUCACCAAUGUACAUUGCUGUAAAGGAAACAAAAUAUUUUUAGUUUAUUUACAUUUUAGUGGAAGUUUAGAAGAGUUGAAAGUGAUCUUUAUGAUAUUCUUUUGUAUGCAAUUGUAGGUGAAUAGUAUGCCAAGCAAUCCACUUUGCUGCCAAAAGCUUGUUGGUUUGGUGGAA
This is a messenger RNA of Pyrus x bretschneideri (Chinese white pear), 4404 nucleotides long. RefSeq names its product homeobox-DDT domain protein RLT3-like. The record is from RefSeq and is a predicted model, not a curated record. NCBI's taxonomy places the organism in Eukaryota, Viridiplantae, Streptophyta, Magnoliopsida, Rosales, Rosaceae. Gene Ontology annotation, cellular component: transcription regulator complex; nucleus. Gene Ontology annotation, biological process: regulation of transcription by RNA polymerase II. Gene Ontology annotation, molecular function: RNA polymerase II cis-regulatory region sequence-specific DNA binding; DNA-binding transcription factor activity, RNA polymerase II-specific.